Malania oleifera is the source of this 1344-nucleotide messenger RNA. RefSeq lists its product as uncharacterized. The coding region runs from base 309 to 713 and encodes 134 amino acids. The transcript is spliced from 3 exons. The record is from RefSeq and is a predicted model, not a curated record. NCBI's taxonomy places the organism in Eukaryota, Viridiplantae, Streptophyta, Magnoliopsida, Santalales, Ximeniaceae.
UUAAAAAAGUGAUAACCAAGUUGGUACCCGAUAUAGAUACUCAAAUUCAGGCUAUUAAUCAAUUGUUGCUAUAUCGAGAUAGGCAGGAGACUUUUGGAACCCCGUUGGCUCAAAGGACAGUGAAACAAACAAAUCCUGAUAAAUAUGGCUAUAUAGCUGAAUGGUGGAUUCAUUAUGGUUUGUGUGCUCCUGAGCUCCAAAAAAUAGCAAUUAGAGUUCUUAGCCAGACCACAUCAGUUUCGAACUGUGAGCGUAAUUGGAACACCUUUAGCCUCAUCCAUACGAAAACAAGAAAUAGAUUAAAGUACAUGAGACUACAAAAACUUGUUUUCGUACAUUACAACAUGAGGUUAAAGUUAAGACGUACAAUGAGAAGAAGCCAACGAGAAAUUGAAGAGGGUUUCAAUCCUAUCAAUUUGGACUACAUUUUCGAAGAAGAUGAUCCUUUAAGUCAAUGGUUAGAGGAGAGAGAGACACCACUACUCGACGGUCAGGACAAUUCAAAUUGGUUAAAUGAAGAGGUUGGUGGUACUACAGAAGGAGGUGAUCAACCACCAAUAAACGCGCAUGAUGAUUCAGGUUCAAGCCCUGAACGUACACAAAGUGAUGACAAUCUUGGUUUGAGCCCACCAAGUGAUGAUGAUGGUAAUAGUGGUGCUGGAGCUGGGGUUGGGGGGGGGGUGGCAGUGGUGGUGGUGGAGGUGGCGGUGUAGAAUAUAAUUAUGGAUAUGAUACAGGGACAUCAUUUGGAAGGGAUAUAUAUCCUUCUGAUCCUUAUGGACUACAUGACAUACCUGAAAAUUAUGACUUGGGUAUUUCUUCAGGGAACCAAUCUUCACAACCCAGGAGAAGGAGGAGUGCUCGUGGUGACCCUAGCGAUUCUACUGAAGAUUCAUAUGAUGUGAUUCGUAGUUUUGGCGACUUUGGUUUAGAUGGUUCAUCAUCACAAUCACAUGGAUCUCAUCCAGCAUAUCCACAUUAUGCAUCUCGUGACUCACAUUUUUAUCCCAGUGAAUCAGGAAUCUCAGGAUCUAGUGAGUCUUCUUUUACACACUACCCAGAGCCAGCCCUUGCCCCAACUUAUAGAUAUUAUUCAGGAGAAUUUUCAUCACCAGUACAUUUUCAAGAGCAACAACAAAAUGACGCAAACUUGGGUUCAUUCAACUAUGUAUUUCCACAAGGAUGGGGAGAUAAUUUCCCAUCCCAAUCUCAAGAUACAGAUGCAAAUUAUGAAGACCCUCCACGUCAUUCUUUUUGGUGGUGACAUGUGUUAUGUUAUAAAUUUGUAAUAUUGUAUUCAUGUAUUUUCAACUAUUUAUUGAUAUUUGAUAUUAAUCACUUUUU